This is a messenger RNA of Ectocarpus siliculosus, 3708 nucleotides long. Lineage: Eukaryota; Phaeophyceae; Ectocarpales; Ectocarpaceae. The record is from the annotation of a GenBank genome assembly.
AUGGGGUUCAGCGACGAUGAGUCCUCCGGCCUUGGCAGGGCCAGCGACGAAGUCCGCAGCAGCGGGAGCACAAGAGACGAAGAACCUACCUCCGACGCGGUGGAACGAUUGGCAAACCUUCAAGACUCGAAAGAAGAGGUGCCUGCACCACCACCGAACACGCAAGAUCUCGCAGCAUCCAAACCAAAAAGUCGCCAUCGAGACAACCCCGAGUGGUUGGCUUCUCUGGGGGAAAAGAUCUCCGAGACACCUACUACCUCGAGCCCGCUCUGCACAGCACCAGCGACCGCAGAAGAUCUGGCGGCAGCUUCGAAAGACGGAGGGCGUCUUCGAGCCAACCCUGAGUGGCUGCCUUCUCUCAGCAACAACAAGGUCGUCGGGACCUCUGCCCAGGUCCCGCUCGAUGCAGCAUCGCCAGGGACAGCAGAAAACCUGGAGGCAGCUGCCAAAGACGGAGGACACCGUCGUGACAUCCCGGAGUGGCUGGCUACUCUAAGUGACAAAAACAUCGAGAUUCCUACCUCGAUCCCGCUCGAUACAGGAAAGCUUGAGGACAGUUCGAAAGUCAGGGCCAGAAAGAAAAUUCCAGACAACGACCGUCUACGAGCUGUUAUCCAGGAGGGCGACAGAGAAGGGCUAGUUAAUUUUUUGCGGCAGGUGAACGCGGAAGUGCGGCAGAAGCUGACGAAGACGUACGGUGGUACUGCCGACGAACAUGAGGCCGACGAGGACGGUUUGUUCCGCAAUACCUCUCCCCUCCUCCACGCGGCGAUACGCGGACAAGAGGAAGUAUUUUCUCUAUUGGCCGGUGCUAUGGAGACGAGCGGGACUCUGGGCGCCGAAAUGGUGAAAAGGGACGAGCACGGACGCACGGUGCCGCAGCUCGCGGCCCUCAGUGGGAAUCAAGCAACUUUCAGCCACGUGCGAAAAUUGGUUCAGCGUCUCAGCACAAACGAGAUUCGUCAAAUGCUAACGUCAACGGACAACAGUGGAAGCACUGUCCUCAUGGCCGCUUUCAACAGCCGAAACACGGAAACGUUUCGAAGUGCUCUCGAGUUUACGAUGGAGCAGCUCGACAGCCCGCAGGUGCGGAAGCUUAUCGAGAUGACCGACAACGCCAACCAAACCCUGUUAUCGAUGGCGAUCAACACCAAGGACGCAGGGCGGUUUGAGUUCGCCCUGAACGAAUGUCGACGGGCUGUUGGCUACACGAAGGUGGCUGAGACGGUUCCACUAGAUGAGAUUUUCUCGGAGUGUGCGGAACGACAACUGGACCGCCAUCCUGGGCGACCGUUCGGCCUGAAGCUCCUUUCUUCCCUCAUGGCCUGCUCCGCCCGUCCUUCGCCGAGCCAUCUCAAGAAGCUCGCAAUCGCGCACGCCCGAGGAGAAACCUUCAAGGACUGUUGCUUGGAUGCCGUGACCUCUGCUGCGAACCCAUUCAUCCCGGGCUUGGUGCUGUCGAUACGCCUCGCCGAGGCUGCCCAAAAGGCUAACGAGGGGGAACGAAGAGCCAUCACAGACAUCCAGAAGAGCGUGAACGAUCUCUUGCUCGAGGUACUUGAGCGUCUUCCUCGAUCGGUCAGAUCCUUCGAGAGGGACAUGGACGACUGCCGUGACAUGUUUGAGCCGACGUUCUUGGACGUUUUCGAGGACUUCGAAAAGCCUCUGGAGAUGAUGCUUGCGAGACAGCAGCAGAGGGAACUUUUCUGCAAUGUUCCUCUCGUCAUGGACUUCCUGAAACGAAAGUUCACUCUCAGCCUGCCUCGCCUGCGCGACCCGAAGGAGGUUCUUGCGGAUUCCAACGAGAUCUUACAUCUGAGUCGUGGGGGAGUGAAAGGAGAUGUCUGCCUUGUGCUUGAUUCGGGUGUGGGGGUCAAUGCUCGGAAAGAAGACGGCCAUUUGAACGACGAACAGAUCGACGAAACAAUUGGAGAAGCGAUUGGACAGGCGGACAACGCUUCAUCAAGACCACCAUGGAAGCAUCCCACUCUUCUCGGUAGCAAGAGCCUUCUUGCCAGCUUCAGAUCGCCUCGGGCAUUGCUACAAGGAGCCAAUGAUCGGUUCCCCAGUCUUACUCCUUUCCCUGGAGCACAGUUUAUAGUCGCAGGCUUGGCUACAAGGCCUAACGACUACUUCAGGGUGCCGGCCAUGAGGAUGGUGCUCGACCUCGUCGUCUACAUUGGGAUGAUCGUGGCGCUGAGUAUCCUUGUGCUCUUCCGCUCACAGGCCGAGCAAUCUCAUGUCGAGGGUUCCACCGAUGAACAAAUCGUGUUCAGGACGCUCGACUGGCCCGAGGCCACUUGUGCGACGGUCUUCAUCGUGGGUGGAGUGUACCAGGAGGGGCGCGAGAUGGCAAGAAACUUGGGCCGAUACUGUGAAGACCAGUGGAAUGCUCUGGACUUGCUGAGCCUUCUGUUCUUGACCAUCGGUUUGGUCGGCAGAGUUGUAGACUGGAAAAGCCAGUUGGGGCCCGCGUUUUAUGCGCUUGGCGCCCCACUGUUGGUAUCCCGCGCCCUGUUCUUCGUCCAGAUCCAUCCUCUCCAAGGCCCGAUGAUUCAGGUAGUGUUUCGCAUGACGAGGAUCCUGCUCAAGUUCGGGUUCGUCAUUGCGGUCAUAAUGCUGGGUUUCACCAUGGCUUUCCAUGUCCUGUUCCGCGACUUCGACAGCUUCGGCGAGUCGUUUCUGGACUUGUUCAAAGCCAUGCUAGGUGACACCGGCUUUUUCGAGGUGUUCUCGGGAGACACGUACGACGUUGUGGCGACGUUCUUGCUUGUGGUGUAUCUCUUCAUCGUGACGGUCAUGCUCCUCAACCUCCUCGUUGCUAUUCUGAGCACCUCGCACGCUCAGGUAGAGGAAAAUAUCGAACGCGAGUUCAAGGUAUCGAUCGCGCGGAUGAUGGAUCACUACCAGUUGGUCGUGACGGACGACAUGCUUCCGACCCCGUUCAACUUGCUGCAGCUGGUCGUAUGGCCGAUUGCUUGGUGCUUGCACGGGUGUUGUGGGCGCAAUAGCGGCGUGUCUGGAAACACACAACGAUCGCGCAACCGUUCAAAGGAAGCGUACGCAUGCGGGAGCAAAGCCAUUGGACCCGUGGUGUUCUGGGUCGUGCUGGGUCCCGUAGCUGUCAUUGGAGGAAGUCUCCUCUGGAUGGGAUCGGUGUUGCCUGCGAUGUAUUUUUGGCGCAAGCACCACCGACUUCACAACAAGAGGGAAAAUGGUGGAGGCGACAGCAAGAGCAUGAACCCUUGGUCGCUGAUUUUUCGGUAUGUUGUGAUCAUCCCGUGCUGGUGCGUUUUUGGUGCUCCGGUGUAUCUCCUCUUGUUGUGGCUGAACGCAUCUCGUCGGGUGUUGUUUCGCUGCCCUUGCAAUGACGAUACCAGCAGUACAGCAACAUCCCUACACGGUGCUAGUAAAUCCACAAUAGAGAGCAUGCUGUUAAAAAGCCCUGGAGGAGUAGGAGCGCAAAAGUUGCGCGAAUUCCUUCACGACCCCAUGGAUGACAAGGACGUGCGUCAGGAUGAGAAGGACAGACGCACCACGGUGGAGCACAUCAAGCUUCUUCGGAAUCGCCUGGAGAACACCUCCAAAGAGCAGCUAAAGGGGCUGGAAGAAGCACUGCAUCAGCGGAUGAUGAAGGAGUUGGGGCUUUUGGUGCAAACGAGGGUUGGAGCAUGUACGACUACGAGGGAUGUUGGUACAAGCACCUAG